Messenger RNA from Neoarius graeffei (lesser salmon catfish), 2254 nucleotides. RefSeq lists its product as uncharacterized. The record is from RefSeq and is a predicted model, not a curated record. The transcript has 6 exons. The coding region runs from base 144 to 1100 and encodes 318 amino acids. Gene Ontology annotation, biological process: proteolysis. Lineage: Eukaryota; Metazoa; Chordata; Actinopteri; Siluriformes; Ariidae. Gene Ontology annotation, molecular function: serine-type endopeptidase activity.
CAGAACAAUCCAGUAUGGGGGUGUAUUGUAGAAUCUUUUUGUUCAGGUACAGAGGGGUGGAACCAGCACAAUGUGCAGCCUCUGCCCUUGGUAUGGUAUAAAUGGUGGAUCUCGAGAGCAAUACACUGUUAAUUUAACUGUGGAUGAUGGCAGAGAGGAGCUUUUUGUUACAGUGUGUGCUGCUGAUUUUGCUGGGUCUUACACUGGAGACAACUUACACCCAUGCCUUCAUCCCCAGCCGUCUCCAGCAGCACAAAAUCCUCCACCUGGACUGGCCCAAAGAUUGUGGCCUGGCUCACUUCAAACCACACACUACAGAACGCAUUGUAUUAGGCAAUGAAGCCAGACCCCACUCAUGGCCAUGGCAGGUUUCACUGCAGGUUCGUCCUAGAGGCAGCAAGCACUAUGUCCAUGUGUGUGGUGGGACCCUGAUCCACAAAAACUGGGUGCUCACUGCAGCCCACUGCUUCCAGAAGGGUAAAGCUGAAGAUGCACGUAAUUGGCGUAUUGUUUUGGGGAAGCACCAGCUGAAGAAAUCUGAAACAGUCGAACGUAUUUUCCCUGUGAAGAGAAUCUACAGACAUGAGCAUUUUCACUACCCAGUGCACAGUGAACUGGACUAUGACAUAGCUUUGGUUAAAGCAGGCACAGAGAUCCUGCCCAGCAACUUUAUCCGCUACGCCUGCCUACCACGCAAGCAGACCAACCUAAAACCUGGCCAUUACUGCUGGGUAACCGGCUGGGGGGACACACGAGGUGGGAAAGAUAAUGUGUCACUGGCUGAGUCACUAAACCAGGCCCGUCUGCCCAUCAUCGACCACAAAACAUGCCAGCAGAAGAAGUUUUGGGGAAACCGUGUGAGGGAGUCCAUGAUCUGUGCUGGAUUCAGAGACACAGAGGGACCUCCUGCUGCCUGCCAGGGAGAUUCAGGUGGUCCUCUGAUGUGUCAGGUGGGUGAGGAUCGCUGGGAGGUGCAUGGUGUAGUGAGCUUUGGCCCCAUCGGCUGCACAGUGGAAAAUAAGCCCAGUGUCUUUACUCGCACUGCUGCUUACAUCCCCUGGAUUGAGGCCACUCGCAUCAGAGACUUCUUUUUCCACUGAUCUCUGCCUUCAGUGACCACAAAGUCUGGGACAAAUACGGCGUGACCAUAAUACUUGCACCUGGCAUGGGUUUAGUUCCACACAUUCACUCAUCAGAGCAGUCAGUUCUCUACUGACAUUAACACAGUUUCUGCUGCAGUGUGGGUCACGUCAGUGCAUUACUUAAAUGACUGUGCCACUACCAAGUCCUUACCAGCUUCCUUUAAGGGCAUUUUAGUUACCACCUUCUGCUAGUUUUAAAAACACAAUACAAUCCCCAAAUUAAUUAAUACGCUGGUAUUAGUGUCUAUUCUCAAUAAAAUAUUUGAAUUUGACCCAAAACAGCCUGCUGGGAUUGUUAUUAAUGUAAUUUAAGAUUUGCACAGCCCACUGCAUGUUUUAUUUUUUUGUUCGGAAAACCGUAAACUCUACAACUACAUCAGAAAUAUCACAACUAAUCUGCUCAUAUAUAUAUAUAUAUAUAUAUCUCAUCUCAUCUCAUUAUCUCUAGCCGCUUUAUCCUUCUACAGGGUCGCAGGCAAGCUGGAGCCUAUCCCAGCUGACUACCGGCGAAAGGCGGGGUACACCCUGGACAAGUCGCCAGGUCAUCACAGGGCUGACACAUAGACACAGACAACCAUUCACACUCACAUUCACACCUACGGUCAAUUUAGAGUCACCAGUUAACCUAACCUGCAUGUCUUUGGACUGUGGGGGAAAACGGAGCACCCGGAGGAAACCCACGCGGACACGGGGAGAACAUGCAAACUCCACACAGAAAGGCCCUCGCCGGCCACGGGGCUCGAACCUGGACCUUCUUGCUGUGAGGCGACAGCGCUAACCACUACACCACCGUGCUGCCCAUAUAUAUAUAUAUAUAUAUAUAUAUAUGAGUCCAGAGUACAAUCCGGGAAUACAGGGUGAGAGAUGAGAAUAUACCCAGUGACAGGUCUCGGGCUUAUUGUUUGGAUAAAACAUUUGCCAACAAAGGUUUUACUGUACAACUACAGUCUGAUCAAAGAAAGUGCAAGGACUAGCGGUUUGUAUAUAAAAAGUUCAAAAUACAAUCCAAAAUGAUUUUUAGGAACAUUAAAGAAAAUAUUAUUCUUUGGCAUAACAAAAGUCUCAACUUGUCACUAAACAUUCUGGUUUUCCCUGAAACAUCCGGUCUCCAA